This is a messenger RNA of Elephantulus edwardii (Cape elephant shrew), 1017 nucleotides long. Its product is annotated as chromosome unknown open reading frame, human C6orf15. Bases 1 to 1017 code for a protein of 338 amino acids. Gene Ontology annotation, cellular component: extracellular matrix. The record is from RefSeq and is a predicted model, not a curated record. The transcript is spliced from 2 exons. Lineage: Eukaryota; Metazoa; Chordata; Mammalia; Macroscelidea; Macroscelididae. Gene Ontology annotation, biological process: extracellular matrix organization.
AUGCAGGGACGAGUGACAGGGAGUUGGGCUCUGCUGGCCUUGCUCCUGGUCUGUCUUCAUUUCCCAGGUUUCCUUGCUCGAAGCAUCAGUGAACUGGAGGAGAAAGGUCCCCAAGACGUGGGUACCAACUUGCCUCUGGUUGGACAGCCUUCGUUGGCCAGGUCUUCUGACUCUGAAAAUGCUCAGCCCAAAUCAAAUGCUGGAUCUAAUGGCUUAGCAAGGAGUUCUUUAAGGGCUAAGGUGUCUCCCUCUGAUGCUUCUCAAGCUGCAGGAGGUCCUAGGGUGCAGAAUUUGCCCUUAUCCCAGGGGUUGCCCUCUGUGAACACCUGGCCCCCUGAGGGUCCUUGGCCAGGGAUGGCUCCUGUGGUUGAGGAUUAUCCAGAGGACAUGCUGCUGGAAGGACCGCCUUACUUUACUGAGGAUGUUGCCACCCCUCUGAACAGUAGCCCUUUGCCUGAAGUCUCUGCGGCGUACUCUGCAGGUGCCUCUCCAGAAGCAUCCCUCCUCCCCCAGGACUCUGAACCCAGAAAGCCACGUUGCUCUAAUCUCCUGGGAGCCCUGGGGGGAGUCGUUGGUCAGCGUCCACCCUGGUCUCUCAUCAAUAAACUCCGUCAUCCACUUCAGCCUGGUCACCCCUGGGAGAUCCUGAAUCCCGGCGCGUCCUGGGGAGGUGGGCGUUUUGGCACAGGCUGGGGAACAAGGCCCAUGCCACUCCCCCAGGCGGGAAUCUGGGGUGCCAAUAAUCAAUACCCAGGUACAAGUUGGGGCAAUCCCAAUCGAUAUCCAGGGGGCAGCUGGGGCAAUGCCAAUCGGUUUCCAUGGGGCAGCUGGGGCAAUGCCAAUCAGUAUCCAUGGGGAAGCUGGGGCAAUGCCAAUCGGUAUCCAGGGGCUUCCUGGGGGAGCAGUCAUCUACCCCCAGGAGCCACUAACCAAAUCCCCCCCAGAACUGGCCAUCCCUCUGGCUCUUCUUGGAGCAUCCCAGCUGGCCUCCCCAGUUCCCAGUACCCCAGGACAUAG